CUGGUGUUCAAUUUUCGGUUGAACUUUCUAUGCCACUUUAUCCUCAGGACCUCAACCACCUCUCUCGCAUUCGCACUCUCUCCCCGCAAAAUCUUUUACCUCUUCCUAAUCUCUACAGACGGAGGGGGAGAGACACCAGAGAGGCCAUGGAAAGGCUUCUAUACUCUUCUUCUCCAACCCCUUUCAAGCUCCACCCAAAACGUGCUCUCUUUGUCCCUCGAUUCGGCGGGCUUGACUCCGCAAGACUUGGCUUUCUCCAAACAAUUCCCUCCGAUUCCAGACGGGUAAGCUCUUUCUCUUGUAAGAACGAUGAUCCAUCUCCUUCUUCUUCUUGUUCAUCGUCUGGAUUGAGAAAUUCACCAGCUCUGCCUUCUUCCCGGCUCGGCUCGCCAAAUGGGCCGGUGCGAAAACCCCAUCUUCUCAAACAGAUCGCAGUUGGGACAACUGAGCAACGAAAGGUCGUCACUGCUGGGACAUUUAUGGUAGUCUCUGCUUUAAUUAUGAUCGUACUCCAGCCAGUUUUUGCGCCGGCAGCUUUUGCAACAUUUCAAAGUGCAUCUAAGGCAGGGGCUCCUGGUGCUGCUGCAGUUGGGAAAAGACUGAUUCGGACUGAACUACUUAGUAGUGCUUGGACUGGUUUCUUUGCUGGUUGCUUACACACACUAUCAGGACCUGACCAUCUUGCUGCGUUGGCCCCACUUUCAAUUGGUCGUAGCCGCAUAGAAAGUGCUGCUGUUGGAGCCCUUUGGGGUUGUGGCCAUGAUGCUGGUCAGGUAAUUUUUGGCUUGAUAUUUCUACUCUUAAAGGAUCGGCUUCACAUUGAAGUAAUCCGAACUUGGGGCACAAGAGUAGUGGCCAUUACCUUACUCGUUAUUGGUGCUAUGGGCAUUAGGGAAGCAUCAGAAGUCCCCACCCCAUGUGUUGCUUUAGAAAAUGGGGAGUGUGAUGUUGGUAUUUAUGAAGGGCUUGAAAACCCAACGGUUGGGAAGAAGAAGAUUGGUUUUGCAACUUUUGCCACGGGAAUUGUCCACGGGCUUCAGCCAGAUGCAUUGAUGAUGGUCUUGCCAGCACUUGCCUUGCCUUCUCGCAUUGCUGGAGCUGCAUUUCUUAUUAUGUUCUUGCUCGGGACCGUCAUUGCAAUGGGAAGCUAUACAGUGUUUAUAGGUUCGUGUAGUGAAGCAUUAAAGGACAGAGUUCCAAGAAUAACUGAGAAACUCACAUGGGCUUCUUCCCUUGUAGCAAUUGCCCUUGGAUUUGCCAUACUCAUUAGUCAGUUUUUUGGCUAUAGCCUAUAUUAGUGCAUUUGAAAACCUCUUUAUGAGUCUUUUUGUGGCAGAUUUCAGACAAAUAGUGCUCUACUUUUCUCUUCAUUCAAGUUAUUGUGUGUUUUGUUA
Molecule: messenger RNA, 1394 nt
Organism: Carya illinoinensis
Lineage: Eukaryota; Viridiplantae; Streptophyta; Magnoliopsida; Fagales; Juglandaceae
Exons: 2
Coding region: 30-1298 (422 amino acids)
Source: RefSeq, a predicted model, not a curated record